AUGAAAAAAUCAAUAUUAAGUCCAAGUCAUUAACUAAGUUCUCCAUCGAGUUCUCACUUUAGAUCAUAGACCUGUGGUUCUGGAGUGAUUGACCAAUCGAGGAUCUUGGAGGAAACAACUGAAAGAUUUCAGAGAACUUGGAAUAUAUUGGAGAGUGUGGAGGAGUUUAAGAAUGUUAGGUAGGUAGUGAAGUAAGUGACAACAGAGCCAAACGUUUAAUGUGAAUGUUAAUUGGGGGGCACGAUAAUCUCAGGCAAGGUUUAUAAAGUAGCUCCAAUGGAGUUUUAUUAUUGUAAUAUUGGGACCAGAGGGCAGAAAUCUCCUCUGAAUUGUACUACAUUUUGUGACGGGGAGUUUUAGAUAAUGAUUUCAUUUAAUUCACCUUUUCCAACAAAGUUCAAUUGCGAUUAGGUAAUUCGAAGUAGACAAUGGGCAGUGAGACAUAAUGGGGAAGAGAAAUUACAUUUGGCAGUAGUUGCUAGAAAGUAAACAGAGAUGAAGUUUAUGGUUCAUUUUGGAUAGGCAGAUUCUUUCCGCAAAUUGGUGCGAAUGACUAGUAAUCAUGAAAGAAUUCCAAUGAGUGACGAGAUACCAAAGACACCUUAAUUCAUAGUGAAUUAGAAUAAGGUUCUAGCAUUUAAGAAGGUGAACAAAUUCGAGAUGGAGGUUAGUCGAUCAGAUCGUUUUUUACAGGUAUUGAAAACAAGAAAUCUGCAAAAGAAGUCCGUUUUGGAAGCCAAUUAAAUUAAGAACCUUGAAUUUAAGGCUAAGGAGUGGGCACAUGAUGAAUAUAAAUUGAUAACCUCGGCCUUACGAAACAGAGAGAGGAGAAGAGAAUAAAAAUAUCUUUGGUUUGAAUUACUUUAUUACAUCAAACUUAUAGACACAUUGAACACUUUGUUAUAGUAGAGAAGAAAGCAAUUGAUGAAGAAUAAGAUGAUGGUGAUAGGUUUGUAGUUGAGAAUCAAGACAUUCAGGGAGAAUCGAUAGAGAGAGAGAGGAGACAUUCAACAUCGAGUUAUUGGAGAUACUGUGUUGUCUUUGAUGAUGUUUUGUAAGUAGGCAAGGAGGAGAUUCAUUCACAAUUCUUUGGGUUCUGUAUUGCCUUUGUUGAAGUGGAGAGCAUCAUUGUUUAUGUUCAAGAAGAAAGCUAUGAUAACCAGUGGGAAGUUAUAGUUGAUCAAGGUGAAUCUUAAUCAAUUUGUAAGGAAUGUGAGAGAUUACAAGGCUAAGAUGAUUCAAAAAUGGGAUUAAUACACUUUGAAGAUACACUCCGUUCCGUCUCUAUAAAAAAUGGAUAAGAGAUUCAUCACUUGGAUCAAGUAUCUCUAUGAAAAGGGAUAUCAAACAUACUUUUAGAAUUAGUUUAUCACUUUGUUGAUGAGGGAUCGUUAUAGAUCUCAUAUCAGGGAAUAGCGGGAAAUCAAGAAAUAUAGAUUGGAAUUAAAGGCUGCCAAGUUGUAACUGAGAUUUGUUAGAGACACUGCGGAUAUUGUUACUUUGAGAUAGAGAAUUUUCAAAUUGAACAAUGAUAUAUUUGCUAUGUAAGUGAAAAACUAAUUCUUCAUUCAUUCAGAUGUUGAACGAUUUGUAAGUUCAAUUCUAGAGUAGAGCUCAUUUAUCUUUUUAGAUGAGGAUACUAAUCAAUUAAAUUAAGAGAAACAAUCUCGCAUGAAAGUGAGUUUGAAAAGAUAGAAAACAAUGAGAAUCUCAAAGAAUCUUUGA
Messenger RNA from Paramecium octaurelia, 1725 nucleotides. The record is from the annotation of a GenBank genome assembly. NCBI's taxonomy places the organism in Eukaryota, Ciliophora, Oligohymenophorea, Peniculida, Parameciidae.